Molecule: messenger RNA, 2035 nt
Organism: Emericellopsis atlantica
Lineage: Eukaryota; Fungi; Ascomycota; Sordariomycetes; Hypocreales; Bionectriaceae
Product: amino acid permease/ SLC12A domain-containing protein
Exons: 1
Coding region: 268-1857 (529 amino acids)
Biological process (GO): amino acid transmembrane transport
Cellular component (GO): membrane
Molecular function (GO): amino acid transmembrane transporter activity
Source: RefSeq, a predicted model, not a curated record
CCGCCCACGCGCGAGAGAAAUUUUCGAGGCUGGGGCGAGGUAUAAGUCGUGAUAGCCUCCCACCGCGUCCCCAAGCUCAGAGCUUGUCCAGGAAAGGAACAUCUACCAAGGUAAUCAUCACCCGGCCAUCGUCUGUGAGGAGAACUCCACGAGACGGACAUUCGAAACUUGUCUUGUCGGCCAACCUUGCGUCCUGCGCGCCCUCCCCUAUCGUGCCUCGACCCUCUCGAAUCCGUCGACAUCGACCGCGACACCAUCACCGCCACCAUGCCUGACUUGAACGAAAAGGUCGCCUCGCUCUUUGGGUCCAAGACGACACCCGCGGAGGCACCGGCUGUGCCCGUGGCCAAGAACGAGGCCGCACCCAACCCCGACGAUGUCGAGGCGCUCUCCUCCCACACGGGCCUCGAGCGCACCCUCACGAGUCGCCAUCUGCAGUUCAUCGCCAUCGGCGGCACCGUCGGCACCGGUCUGUUCCUGGGCACGGGAGGCGCCCUGGGGUCUGCGGGGCCUGCCGCGCUCCUCAUCGCCUUUGCCUUUGUCGGUGCCGUGGUGUACUCGGUCAUGAUCUCCCUCAGCGAGAUGGCCACCUACGUGCCCGUGGCCGGCGCCUUCACCACCUACGCCACGCGCUUCGUCGAUCCCUCGCUGGGUCUCGCCAUGGGCUGGGUCUACUGGCUGAGCUGGUCGCUAACUUUUGCGCUCGAGCUCAACGCCGCCGGCCUCAUCAUCCAGUACUGGAACAAGAGCCUCAGCGUCGCCAUCUUCAUCGCCAUCUUCUGGGCCAUCUUCACCGUCAUCAACUUCCUGCCCGCCAAGAUCUUUGCCGAGAUUGAAAUGUACCUCGCCAGCAUCAAGGUCAUCACCAUUGUGGGCUUUGUCAUCCUCUCCAUCUGCAUCAACGCCGGCGUCGGCGACCAGGGCUACCUUGGCUUCAAGUACUGGCACAGCCCCGGCGCCUUCAAGCCGGACGACAUUAUUGUCGACUCCAAGCCGGCGCUUGGCAAGUUUGUGUCCUUCUGGUCCGUCCUCGUCACGGCCGGCUUCAGUUUCCAGGGCACGGAGCUUGUGGGCAUCGCCGCUGGUGAGACGCUGGACCCCCGCAAGACGAUCCCCUCGGCCAUCCGCUGGACGUUCUGGGGCAUCUUUUGCCUGUUCAUCUCGACCGUCUUCUUCCUCGGCAUCAACAUCCCCUUCAACGAGCCGCAGCUCAUGAGCAACGCCCAGGACGCGUCCGCCUCGCCGCUCGUCAUCGUCGUCCGGCUCGCGGGCAUCCCCGUGCUGCCCGACAUCAUCAACGCCGUCCUGCUGACAGCCGUCCUGUCGGCCGCCAACUCCAACGUCUACUCGAGCAGCCGCAUCCUCGUGUCACUGGCCGACGGUGGGCACGCCCCCAAGUUCUUCAAGCGCACCAACAAGUGGGGCAUCCCCUACUACGCCGUCGGCGUCUGCUCGGCCGUCGGCCUGCUCGCCUUUAUGAACCUGGGCGCGGGCGGCGCCGUGGUCUUUGACUGGUUCCUUGCCAUUGUCACCGUGGCCGGCCUCAUCUGCUGGGCCCUGACCAACAUUGCCCACCUGCGCUUCAUGGAGGCCCUCAAGUACAAGGGCAUCUCGCGCGACGACCUGCCGUACAAGGCCCCCUUCCAGCCGUACUUUUCCUGGUUCGGCCUCUUCUUCAGCUCGCUCAUCGCCCUCACGAGCGGCUUCAAGGUGUUUAUCAAGUGGGAGACGAGUGCCUUCUUCACCAACUACAUCAGCAUCAUCAUCUUUGUCGUCCUCUACGGCGGGGCCAAGCUCUGGACGCGGUCCAAGGUGGUGCCUCUAGAGGAGGUGGAUCUGUCGCACAACGAGAAGUAGAGAGGGGGGUUUUGUCGUCGUGGAUGGCGAUUAUUGUUCGUAGCGUCAUGAUCAGUUCAAUUGAAGCGUUAUUGUACCAAGAGGCGAGUGACGGAAAUGUCCAGCCUUGUGCAUUUGAUCAAGAAAUCUCACGUGGCGAUCUUGUUGCAAGAUCCAGAGGCAGACUUGGCACGUCGCC